Molecule: messenger RNA, 1021 nt
Organism: Paramecium pentaurelia
Lineage: Eukaryota; Ciliophora; Oligohymenophorea; Peniculida; Parameciidae
Source: the annotation of a GenBank genome assembly
AUGAGUUUGAAUCACUAAAAAUUACCAUCAUUUGACAUAAUAAGAGUAGCUGGUUCAGGAAGCUUUGGUAUGUAUAAUAGCUAAAAUUAGGUUAUGUUUUUGAAGCCUAUGAUCAUAAUAGAAAAUAAAAAGUUGCUCUAAAAAGAAUUGAAAAGGUUGGAACUCUUCUUAGUAGAGAAUAUGAAAUAUUGUUUGAAGUUAAAGAAUGUGAACAUAUAGUUAAGAUUCUUGUAUAAAAUUCAUCAAAUCUAGGAUUUUUUCUAUUCAAGAAAUGAGGCGGGGAAAUUAAUUCAAAAUAUAGUAUUUGAAUAUAUGGAGGAUAAUCUUGAAAAUAAAAUUUAAAGUUUUAUCAAAUAAGGAAAAACAUUUUCAGAAUUGACAAUAAAAUGUUACAUAUAUUAGAUUUUAAAAGGAUUAUAAUUCAUUCACUAAAAAGGAAUUGUCCAUCGUGAUCUAAAGCCGUAAAACUAAUUACUUAAAUCAAUAGUGAGAAUGUUCUGAUAAAUAAUAAAGAAGAAGUCAAAUUGUGUGAUUUUGGAAGUUCUAAAUUGAUUACUUCCUCAAGUCAAAAUACUCCUUAUAUAGUUUCUCGUUAUUAUCGUGCACCUGAAUUGAUAUUAUGUUUAACAAAAUAUGGUGUUUCAGUAGAUAUUUGGGCAUUAGGUUGUAUAAUGGGAGAAUUAGUAAUAAAAGAAGCUCUUUUUAAAGGUAAAAGUGAAGGAGAUCAAUUAUUUGCAAUAUUAAAGGUGAUGGGUAGUUUAAGUUCAAAAGAUGUAGAAUACUUUACAAGUAGAGUUCCUUUCGAUAAUAAAUAAAUAUUUAAGGAACUCUCUAAAUAUAAAAAAUAAAAUCUCAGAUAAAAAUUUAGUUAAAUAAAAGAUUUAGAUAAUUAUUUAGAUUUAUUAAAGUAAGAAAAUCUAUAUAAUGUUUUAGUUCAAUGUUAUAAUAUAAUCCUGAAAAGAGAAUCAGUGCUUAAGAUGCACUUAAACAUCCAUUUUUUAAAGAUGUAGCAAAUUAAUGA